AAUUCAUCAUCUUUUGUUUUCGAUGAGAGAGGAUGACGUUGCAUACGUAGAACAAUGGACAACUUGAGAGAAACUCAACAGCAAGUACCUGAAAUAUUUCCUAGAAAUGAGGGAACAACCAAUGUUCCUCCUGUAAAUGGAAACCAAGAAUGGAAUAGACCCCAAAGUACUUACUUACCGGAAGCAACUCCUUUUGGCUACAACAACAACAACAACAACAGUGGUCUUGGUUCUUGGUUUUCCUCCAGAUGGGGUAACCCAUUAUCAGGUUACGGAGGCAACACUUAUCCCUAUUCCUCGGGUUUUGGUCCUUACUAUUAUGGGAAUGGUGGAAUAGGAAACAACAACAUGAUGUACGGUUCCCCAUGGGGAGGUGGCUUUCCUGGCACCACCAACUUGCUAGGCUUCAACAACCCACUCGUUCAGAACUUUAUUUCUCCAGGCCAAAAUAUGUUGGCUUCAGUACAAAAUGCUAUGCAAGUAUUCGCCAGAUUCUCGGGUUUGAUGGAAGAAACCAUGCGAAACCUACACCUCGUAUUUGACAGCAUUUUUGGUUUGGUACAAAUACUGGGAUUGUUGAAACAAGAAAUGUUUCGUUUCGUAGCACCGAAGAGCAGUGUAUUUCAACCUGUGAUACGAGUGGCGGAAAAGUUGUUGCGUUUUUGGAAGUUGUUUUUGUUGUUUCUCAUGUCGCCGUUGGCGGGUAAAUAUUCACCGGUUUCUUUGGUGUUGAAAAUAUUGGGUUUGGUACCUGAAGAGAGUGCAAGAAUAUCGUUGGAUGAGAGUGGAACGAAUCAUAUACAAGUGAGACCAGAGGAGGAAGGGCCGAGUCGUACACAUAAUGAUGAUCAAGAGUCCAAUCUGUAGUAAAUGUUGUGUUUUGGAAAGAGGAUUGAUGUUUCAAGAUUGUAGAGAAUGACGGGCCUUUUAGAUGUGAUAAUGACUUGAAGUAUAUAGGGAGUCGUAGUAUCUUGAAUCAUGUGGAGAUGACUUGAAAGUGAUAAGGAAGAGUGUGCAAAAGGCACUGAAGCGAUAUAUGCAUCGUUACCAAU
This is a messenger RNA of Galdieria sulphuraria, 1052 nucleotides long. RefSeq lists its product as uncharacterized. NCBI's taxonomy places the organism in Eukaryota, Rhodophyta, Bangiophyceae, Galdieriales, Galdieriaceae. The record is from RefSeq and is a predicted model, not a curated record. The transcript has 3 exons. Gene Ontology annotation, biological process: protein import into peroxisome matrix, docking. Gene Ontology annotation, cellular component: peroxisomal membrane; peroxisomal importomer complex; peroxisome. The coding region runs from base 55 to 867 and encodes 270 amino acids.